Messenger RNA from Leptinotarsa decemlineata (Colorado potato beetle), 1471 nucleotides. RefSeq lists its product as uncharacterized. Gene Ontology annotation, cellular component: extracellular matrix. The record is from RefSeq and is a predicted model, not a curated record. Lineage: Eukaryota; Metazoa; Arthropoda; Insecta; Coleoptera; Chrysomelidae.
CCACUAAAAUAUUGCAUUGAACGAAACGCAAACAAAACGAUAAAAAUGCAAACGCCUUCCACUUGCAUUGACAAAUCGAACCGCAGAGAAAGUUCAGGAAGGAAGAACAACAGGGAGGAUCUUCAGGGAGGAUAGGUGGAGCGGGCUAUAAAAACUCGCCGAACAAUUUUGAAUGCAUCAGACAAGGUUUUCGUGUCCAUCGACUAAAAAAAAUACCACCUACCAUAUACGUAAAAUGUUCGCCUGCAGCAAAGUUAUUUUCGGGCUAGCCUACCUAGUCAUGUCACAAGCUGGAUAUUUGAACGGGGGUCUGGAGGAAAGUUACGGAGGUGGCGGUUUCGAAGGAGGCCACAGUAUCGGCCUUCAAGGAGGGUAUGAAGGCGGUCAUGGCGGAGGACACGAAGACAUUUAUGAACACCCUAGAUAUAAAUUCAACUACGCCGUCCACGACCCGCACACCGGUGAUGAAAAACAGCAAUACGAGGAACGAGAUGGCGAUGACGUUAAAGGGUCGUACUCGCUGAAGGAAGCCGACGGAACAACGCGAGUCGUCGAAUACCAGGCUGACAAACACAACGGUUUCAACGCGGUCGUUCACAAAAUCGGCGAGCCAAAACCUCACCUAGGAGGCUCCGGCUUCGAAUCCGGGUACGGCGGCCAUCACUAUUAGAGAGAAGAAUUAUCAGUAAGAGUCGAAAGUCGUGAUAGAUGGUAGAACCUUUCUAGAAAAUCCAAGUACUGUAUCCUGUAUAUAUAUGGUUUCAAUAAUCUAGCAUCAAAUCUCGAUUAUGUAGUCACCCUCUAAUACUAUGCAGCCAUACAGGGUUACAAAGCUCAAAAUUUUCAAUAUCCUGGAAUCAAAUCAAAUCUAGUUCCUCAACCUGUAUGCAAUCACGUAGGGAUUCAGAGUUCAAAUUUUUUGUUAUCUAUAUGUUGAAACGGUACCUGUAGUACUAUGAAGCUAUUUUGGGAUUCAUAGUACACUACUAUAUCACAGUAUCAAAUCACUGCACAAAAAGUUCAAAUUAUAGUUCCUUUAACGAAAGGAAUAAAUAAGUAUUCGACACAUAUAUAAUAUUAUACUAUAUGCUACAUAUAAUAUAAUAUAAUAAAUAUUGAUCAUUAUAUACUGAUGAAAUGACAUAUUCAACCUACAUGAAUCACAAAUAAACACACCUAGAUGUUUGACAAUCGACAAGAAGUCAUGGAGCUCAAUUUUGCUCUGGCGAAUACUUGUUACCUGUCAGUAAAUAUAUAAAUACUUCCUUAAAAACAGAAUGUUCAUAGAAAACCUUGUGGGACAUCGACUCACAAUUAAAAUUUUUUGACAAAUGUUAUAACUGUACCAACGACUUUCGACUGUUGCGAAGAAAAAAACCUUGUGAUAAUAUUAAUUUGUAAUACUCUACUUCCUAGAUUUAUUUUUGUACUUUUGAAACAAUAAACAAAUAGCACGAGAAAUAAUUUGAAU